Gilbertella persicaria is the source of this 764-nucleotide messenger RNA. RefSeq names its product Mob1/phocein. The transcript has 5 exons. The coding region runs from base 40 to 750 and encodes 236 amino acids. Gene Ontology annotation, cellular component: cytoplasm. Lineage: Eukaryota; Fungi; Mucoromycota; Mucoromycetes; Mucorales; Choanephoraceae. The record is from RefSeq and is a predicted model, not a curated record.
UUUUUUUUUUCUUUUUACUUUCUAUACUGCAUAAUUCGUAUGACAACUAUUUUAAGAAGACUUUAUCCUGGAAAGCGUCUUGAAGAUACUUUUCAGUGGCCUUUUGAGAAUCUCGACUCUUUAGAAUCUUCUUUCAACGUGCAAGAAUACUUGCAACAACUUGUUCGUAUGGACGCAAAUGAUGUACAAAAUAUUAUUGAACUUCCUGCAAGUGUAGACGAAGAGGUUUGGCAAUACGAACAUUUAAGACAAGUGUGUUUAGAGCUUUCCUUGCUUGUAGUUGCUUUAGAAUCAGAAUGCACAAAACAAAAUUGUCCUGAAAUGAAAGCAGAUGGUUGGCUGUAUUUAUGUGCAGCGCAUCCUUCUACGCAAUCGUGUCCUGCCAUUGAUUACAUAAUUCACACAUUGGAUGGUGCUACCAUCUUGCUUAAUAAUUCAAAGUAUUUUCCAAGCCGAAUUUCUGUUCCUGAGCCAUCGUUAAAGCAUUUUCAAUCCAUUGCAAGACGGCUUUAUCGUAUUUUCGCUCAUGCUUAUUUCCAUCACCGAGAGGUCUAUGAAUCCUUUGAGAAUGAGACUCAUCUAUACGCAAGAUUCUUGAAGUUAUCACAGACUUAUGAAUUAAUACCUAAUAGUCUAGUGAGUAUUCCAAAUGAUACAAAUGAGGAAGAGGAAGAAGAAACACAACAAGAAAAUACAUUUAAUCGAAAUAUUCCACAUAGUAAUUCUUCUGCUAUUCUUUUACCGCAAUAGAUUCUUUUUUUUUU